GCGUUCCCAUUCCCACCCUGGUCUGGUAUAAGGACUCUGUUCCCCUCAGCAAGCUGGAAAACCCCCGCUACAAAGUACUGCUGAGUGGUGGGCUCCGGAUCCACAGGCUGCAUCCUCAGGAUGCUGGAAUCUUCCAGUGUUUUGCUAGUAAUAAAGCUGGGGAGAUACAGACGUACACCUACCUGGAUGUGAACAAUAUUAAACCAGCAUUUAUACAGCCUCCAGAGGAUACCACUGUCACGGAGGGGAUGACUGCAGUGCUAACAUGCGAAGUUUCAGGGGCUCCAAAACCUGCCAUCUCCUGGAAGAAAGGAAGCCAGAUCUUAGCCAGUGGCUCAGUUCAGAUUCCUCGGUUCAUUCUUCUUGAAUCUGGGGGGCUCCAGAUAACACCCGUUUUCCUUCAGGAUGCUGGCAAUUAUACUUGCUGUGCAGUCAACACUGAAGGAGCUCUGAAUGCUUUUGUGAUGCUGACAGUGUGGAAUCGCACUGUCAUUGUUCACCCUCCUGAGGAUAGCACUGUGAUCAAAGGAACCACAGCCACUCUACGAUGUGAAGCAACUCAUGAUCCUAGAAUUUCAAUCAGGUAUCUUUGGAAGAAGGACAGUGUCGUAAUAAAUCCAUCCAGCACUUCCAGGAUCACAGUAGAGAAGGAUGGCACCCUCCUCAUCAGCCAGACAUGGUCAGGUGACAUUGGAGACUAUACCUGUGAGGUCAUUUCUUUUGGAGGAAAUGACUCCAGAAUGGCUCGACUAGAAGUGAUCGAGCUGCCUCAUUCCCCUCAGAAUCUUCUGGCCACUCUAAAUUCCUCAUACAGCCGCAGCGUGAUGCUCUCCUGGGUGCGCCCCUUUGAUGGAAACAGCCCUGUUCUCUACUACAUGGUCGAGCUCUCCGAGAACAAUUCUCCCUGGAAGGUUCACCUCUCAAACCUUGACCCGAAGAUGACCGGUGUCACUGUGAGUGGACUAACUCCAGCCAGAACCUACCAGUUCAGGGUGUGUGCUGUUAACCAGGUGGGAAAGGGCCAGUACAGCUCUGAGACCAGCAGGUUGAUGCUACCUGAGGAGCCCCCUAGUGCCCCGCCUAAAAACAUAGUGGCCAGCGGGCGAACCAAUCAGUCUAUCAUGGUGCAGUGGCAACCUCCUCCUGAGAGUGAACAUAAUGGAGUUCUUCAUGGGUACAUCCUAAGGUAUCGCCUGGCUGGCCUCCCUGGAGAAUACCAGUAUAAGAACAUCACCAGUGCAGAAAUCAACUACUGCUUAGUGAAAGACCUGAUCAUUUGGACCCAGUAUGAGAUCCAGGUGGCAUCUUACAAUGGAGCUGGGCUGGGAGCAUUCAGCAGACCUGUGACAGAAUACACUUUACAGGGAGUGCCUACAGCUCCACCACAGAAUGUGCAAGUCGAAGCUGUGAACUCGACAACCAUCCAGUUCCUCUGGACCCCUCCACCCCAACAGUUCAUCAAUGGUAUUAACCAAGGAUACAAGCUUCUAGCAUGGCCAGUGGAUGCUCCAGAGAUUGUGACUAUAGUCACCAUUGCUCCGGAUUUUCAUGGUGUUCAUAGUGGCUGCAUCACCAACCUGAAGAAAUAUACUACUUACUAUACAUCAGUUCUGUGUUUCACCACCCCUGGCGAUGGACCACGCAGCACACCCCAGCUCCUGCGUACCCUUGAAGACAAGCCAGGAGCAGUGGGACACCUGAGUUUUACUGAGAUUCUGGACACAUCUCUCAAGGUCAGCUGGCAAGAACCAGUAGAGAAAAAUGGCAUCAUUACAGGGUACCAGAUCUCCUGGGAGGUGUAUGGCAGGAAUGAGUCUCGUUUUGCCCGCACACUGCCUAACACCACGCUGGAGUACAAGAUCACAGGGCUGUCAUCACUCACCACCUACACCAUUGAGGUGGCAGCUGUGACUGCAAAAGGGAGCGGAUGGGUCACGUCUUCCACCAUCUCUUCUGGUGUGCCCCCAGAACUUCCAGGUGCUCCAUCCAACCUGGUGAUUUCCAACAUCAGCCCUCGCUCUGCCACGCUUCAGUUCCGGCCAGGGUAUGAUGGCAAAACCUCCAUCUCCAAGUGGAUAGUCGAAGGCCAGGUUGGUGUACUGGGUGAUGAAGAAGAGUGGGUGAGCCUUCGUGAGGUUGAGAAUGAACCUGAUGCUCAGGUGCUGGAGGUACCAAACCUUACUCCUUAUACUCAUUACAGGUUCCGGAUGAGGCAGGUGAAUGUGGUGGGCCCUAGCCCACUGAGCCAACCCUCCCGUGUCAUCCAGACGCUGCAGGCCCCACCAGACAUGGCCCCGGGGAGCGUCACCGCGCGCACGGCCAGCGAGACCAGCCUCCGGCUGAGAUGGGUGCCCCUCCCCGACACACAGUAUAAUGGCAAUCCAGAGUCAGUGGGGUACAGGAUAAAGUUCUGGCGUGUGGAUGUGCAGUCUCCCACCCUGAUGAAGGUUAUUAAUGAUCGCUUGGAAAGAGAGUGCACGAUUGAAGAUCUGGAGGAGUGGACAGAGUAUGAACUGCAGAUCCAGGCUUUCAAUGCCAUUGGGGCAGGACCAUGGAGCGAAGUAGUGAGAGGUCGUACGCGGGAGUCCGUUCCCUCUGCUCCUCCUGAGAACAUCUCUGCUGAAGCUGUGAGUUCAACCCAGAUCCUUCUGACAUGGACUGCAGUCCCUGAGCCUGAGCAGAACGGUCUCAUCCUGGGUUACAAGAUACUUUUCAAAGCAAAAGAUUUAGAUUCUGAGCCAAAGAGCCAAGUAGUAAGAGGUAACCACACUCAGUCUUUCCUGCUGUCUGGCUUGCGGAAGUACGUGCUCUAUGAGAUCCAGGUACUGGCAUUCACUCGUAUUGGAGAUGGAGUCCCCAGCUCUCCUGCAGUUAUAGAAAGAACAAAGGAUGAUGCCCCUGGGCCACCUGUGAGGCUGGUGUUCCCCGAGGUGAGGUUGACAUCUGUACGGAUCGUUUGGCAGCCGCCAGAGGAGCCCAAUGGAAUUAUUCUGGGGUAUCAAAUCGCUUACCGUCUGGCCAGCAGCAGCCCGAACAAAUUCACAACGGUGGAGGUUGGCUCAACAGUCAGGCAGUUUACUGCUACAGAUCUCACCCCUGAGUCAGCAUACAUCUUUCGGACAUCUGCCAAGACCAGGCAGGGCUGGGGGGAGCCUCUGGAAGCCACAGUGAUCACUACAGAAAAAAGAGAACGACCAGCACCUCCCAGGCAGGUGAUGACCCCCCAGGGUGAUGUGACAUCACGGAGUCUGCUGUUGACAUGGGUCCCUGGAAGUGAUGGAUCUUCACCAAUACGAUACUUUACAGUACAAGUGCGAGAACUGCCAAAUGGAGACUGGCAAACCUACUCCUCUUCCAUCAGCCACGAGGCAACCUCCUGCAUUAUUGAAAGCUUGAACCCCUUCACCUCUUACAAACUGCGAGUGAAAGCAACCAAUGACAUCGGAGACAGUGACUUCAGUGCAGAGACUGAGGCAGUCACAACUCUGCAGGAUGUUCCAGGUGAACCACCCAGUUCUGUGUUAGUAACUCCCCACACGACUUCAUCCGUCCUUGUGCAGUGGCAGCCACCCAAAGUGGAGAGUUUAAAUGGCUUGCUCUUGGGAUACCGGAUCUACUAUCGGGAGCUGGAUUAUGACACUGGAUCUGGAACAGAAACCAAAACCAUCCAGAGCCCUUCAGCUUUAAGAGCAGAGCUCACACCCCAAAGCAGCUUCAAGACAGUGAACAGCAGCUCUGCAUUAACGACGUAUGAAUUAACACAGUUGAAGAAAUACAAGAGAUACGAAGUAUUAAUGACAGCAUAUAAUGUAAUUGGUGAGAGCCCUACCAGCACACCAGUGGAAGUGUUUGUGGGUGAAGCAGCACCAGCGCUGGCCCCACAGAACAUCCAAAUAAACUCCCUUUCUGCAAGCCAGUUGGAGCUCACCUGGGACCCACCUCCAGCUGACAGCCAAAAUGGGAACAUCCAAGGCUACAAGAUUUAUUACUGGGAGAGCGACACCCAGAAUGACACAGAGAAAGUGAAGGUCCUUUUCCUCCCAGAGACAACUGUCCGGCUCAAGAACCUGACCAGCCACACGCGGUACAUGGUCUGCAUCUCCGCGUUCAACGCAGCCGGGGAUGGCCCCAGGAGCAGCCCCUCACAGGGCAGGACGCACCAGGCGGCACCUAGUGCUCCCAGCUUCUUGGCAUUCUCUGAGAUCACUUGCACUACACUCAAUGUGUCUUGGGGCGAGCCGACAGCAGCAAAUGGAGUCCUGCAGGGUUAUCGAGUAGUCUAUGAGCCCUUGGCUCCCAUCCAGGGAGUAAGUAAAGUGGUGACUGUGGACAUUAAAGGGAACUGGCAACGCUGGUUGAAGGUCCGAGAUCUCACUAAGGGUAUGACCUAUUUAUUCAAAGUGCAAGCCCGAACCAUUGCCUAUGGACCUGAACUGCAAGCCAACAUCACAGCUGGGCCAGCAGAAGGGUCUCCUGGCUCCCCUCAGGAAAUUCUGGUGACAAAAUCUGCUUCUGGGCUGACACUACAAUGGACUGAGGGAGAUUCAGGAGAAAAACCCACAACUGGCUACAUUAUAGAGGCACGACCCUCAGAUGAAGGUCUGUGGGAUAUGUUUGUGAAGGACAUCCCUCGCAGUGCUACCUCCUACACCGUUGGCCUGGACAAACUCAAACAGGGUGUGACCUAUGAAUUUCGGGUGGUGGCUGUCAAUGAAUUUGGCUAUGGAGAGCCCAGUGUUCCCUCUGUGGCAGUAUCAGCACAAACAGAAGCCCCUUUCUAUGAGGAGUGGUGGUUUCUGCUGGUGAUGGCACUCUCAAGUCUGAUCCUCAUCCUCCUGGUGGUGUUUGCAUUGGUCCUGCAUGGCCAGAGCAAGAAGUACAAGAACUGCAGCACAGGUAAAACCAUCUCCAAUGUGGAAGAGUCGGUCACGCUGGAUAAUGGAGGCUUCACUGCUCUGGAGCUCAACAGCAGACACCUGAUCAAGAGCACCUUCUCAAAGAAAAAUGGAACCAGGUCUCCUCCUCGCCCAAGCCCAGGGGGGCUGCACUACUCUGAUGAGGAUAUCUGCAACAAGUACAAUGGAGCUGUGCUGACUGAAGGCUUGGGCCUCAACGAGAAGCCCUUAGAGGUGUCGGAGUCAGAGGCCACUGACUCAGAUUAUGAAGACGAGUUGCCAAAGCACUCCUUUGUGAACCAUUAUAUGAGUGACCCCACGUACUACAACUCAUGGAAGCGGCAGCAGAAAGGUGUGAAGCACCCAGCGUCCUACAGAUACGAGGAGUGCGCCGCCAGCGAGACAGAACCCUAUUUCCAGACUGUCAUCACAACACAGAGCUCAGGAGGGGUGUACACCCCAACAGGGCAGCCCGCGCCCGGCUCCCGGACUCCAGUGACAGGGUUCUCCUCCUUUGUUUGA
Molecule: messenger RNA, 5417 nt
Organism: Nestor notabilis (Kea)
Lineage: Eukaryota; Metazoa; Chordata; Aves; Psittaciformes; Psittacidae
Gene: SDK1
Product: sidekick cell adhesion molecule 1
Exons: 37
Molecular function (GO): protein binding
Source: RefSeq, a predicted model, not a curated record